UUCCCCCUCGUCCGCUUGCUUGCUCGUUCAUCCUUGGGGGCAAGUGAUUCCAACCUACUGUCUUGUGUGUGCAUCUGGGGUACGUUCCCGCCCUUACCAUAGCCAUUGCACCAUUCGGGAAAAAGACAAAGUUCCAUCAGGCUCACCCUGAUACCCACCGUCCCGGUGCGUGUUGUCCAUUUUCCGUGACCCAUUACUCGAAACACCAGAGACCUCGAUCUCUUUCCACGUCCUCAACAGAGUUCCCUCUAUAGGGUCACGUAGCGCUACCCACUUGAGUAAAAAGGACUUUGCCGUACUGAAUAUCAAUCCAAAGCUUGCAAGUUUGCCUUGGGGAAAUCCGGUUGUCGGCCAGCGUUGAAGCACCGCGCUCCCAAACGAUUACCUUGCGAGAGGAUCGCCCCCUUACUCAGAAUUGGCGACCAUUAUCCUUUGCAGCGGUCCGGUGACCUGCAGUGAACAUUUGAGCACAACGACUGCGAGUGACCAUUAACUGUAAGAAUGGCCACGGUUGCCACGGCUUUCCGCGAACCAGCGUCCGUGGGAUUGAAACGAGAAUCCAACUCUCCAGUGGCGGAUGGAGAACAAAGGACGGAAAAUAGAGAAACUACACAAGCGCAGUCUGUUGAGUCAACGACGUCACAGUCUGCACCUACACGAAUCGGUCUACUAGAUUUUCCUCCCGGUGUUUCCCCCUCACCUCUGCCUACUAUUGAUCAGACCCCCAAUCGUUUUCUCCAAAACUGCACGAAGCUGGAUUUAGAACCGAAUCCUUUUGAAGUUAGCUUUCUAGCACAGCAAAAUGGAGCUCCGAUACCAGAACCGCCCUCUGGUGUUGGAUUUGCAUCAAGUCCAAAUCCAAUCUUACCGCCGCUGGUACCGAGUCCGCGUUUCAAUGGACCCUUACUCACCCCAAUCAGCGCGGCAUUAGCGUCCUUGGGCGCCCCGAUCACCACUGGACCAAACGCUAAUAUCAGUGCUCCAGCAGAAGCGAAUGGAGGUGGACCACAUAUUCCCCCGGCCUCCGAAACGUACACCUCAGCUUCGACUAACAGUGUAGUACUUGGACCGCACGCACCGUACUCCUACCCUGGUGCUGAUGGAUCAGCCAUUCCUAUGGGUCCAGUGCAUACAGGUACGGCCGUUGCGCCGUCAGAAGCAGCCUUCGCUCCUCCAUCAGGUGCCGCUCCGGCUAUGCCUGUGUAUCCUUCACACAAUGAAAUCCCCCCGGCUGCGCAAGGCAUGUAUGGCCCCUCACCAUUCCGGCAUGCCGCAUACGCCAAUGGAAUUGAUCCGAUGCUGUCAAUGCAAUAUCCUCCCCACUCCCCUCAAGCAGCAGCUGCAACCUUAUUAGAUAUGCGUCGAGAUCAGGAUCGCUCGCGACAGCGUCCAGCAGGACAUGAUCGAAGCUCUUGGGCUCCGAUGCCGUCUCAGGAGCGCGAAGUACCCCCUAGUGUGCCUCGUAAGCGGUCGGUGGAGGAAGAGGAGGGAGAAAUGCCAGGUUCAGCAAAGAGGACAUCCCCACCAUCUAAGGCGCGCCGAAGAUCAAAUGCCAGUAACGUUGCAAAGAGCGUGCCACCAGAAGAUUCACCUGAGCAGUUCGAUGAUAUGAAAAGCGACAAAAAGGUCGAAGAUAUGGAUCCCGAGGAAAAACGACGAACGUUCCUGGAACGAAACAGACAAGCUGCGCUGAAAUGUCGGCAAAAGAAAAAGCAAUGGCUCCAAAGUCUGCAAGCCAAAGUUGAUUUUCUCACAACAGACAAUGAGAAUCUGCAAAAUCAAGCGACCCAGCUGCGAGAAGAGAUAUUGAAUCUCAAGACCCUACUAUUGGCUCACCGAGACUGUCCAAUUGCAAAGCAGAACGGUCUCAACCUUGCUGCCAUAGAAGCCACUCUCCCUAUAUCAAGCAUUCAAUCAUAUUCCGCACAUCGUCUGUACUAG
Molecule: messenger RNA, 1941 nt
Organism: Spizellomyces punctatus DAOM BR117
Lineage: Eukaryota; Fungi; Chytridiomycota; Chytridiomycetes; Spizellomycetales; Spizellomycetaceae
Exons: 7
Coding region: 502-1941 (479 amino acids)
Biological process (GO): regulation of transcription by RNA polymerase II
Molecular function (GO): RNA polymerase II cis-regulatory region sequence-specific DNA binding; DNA-binding transcription factor activity, RNA polymerase II-specific
Source: RefSeq, a predicted model, not a curated record